CGGGUGCGUGGUGAACGUGAAACUCUGGUGAAUGAGCGACAAGCGCGGGGACGACAAUCGUGGCCAGGUUCGCGUCGCACGGUUCCUCGGCCAUCGCGGGUCCUGUUGAUAGAGCGCGAGAAAAAACGAGAAAGAGAAAGAUAGAAAAAAAAAGAGAAAGAGGAUGGUGUCAAGACGACUGUGAGUCGGCGGGAUAAUUUGGGGCCGGACAGCGAAGGCAGCGAACGACCAAAAGGAAUGCGCGUCGUGAUGCUGCCGACUUCGCCGAUGUCGAUCAUCGUAUGCUGGUCCUUAUCGUCGCCGCCACCGUCGUCGUCGUGAACGGUGACAAUACCACGAGUCAAUACCAAUAGCGAUGCAAUCUAUCUACUGGACUGGACGGCUGCUGUCGCGCGCGCUCUGGAACGGCAUCGCGAGCUAUAGCACCGCAUGCGGCACCGAGCAGCAGCCGUCGAGCGCGGUUGUCGCGUGCAGCAGACGCCGUGAGGCCUCACUCGUCUCCGCUGUGUGCGGUUUCCCAAAGGACUUCGCUCGGAGCCGAAUACGCAGGGGCCAAUUCGGCGACGACGCCUGGUUCACUGCCAGAUUCAAGACGGCCGAAGUCAUAGGUGUAGCUGAUGGUGUGGGGGGAUGGCGACACUAUGGAAUCGAUCCUGGAGAAUUUUCCAAUUUCCUAAUGAGGACAUGUGAGAGGCUAGUUUCCAUGGGUAGAUUCACACCUACAGAACCAGCUGGCUUAUUAGCACGUAGUUAUUAUGAAUUGUUAGAAAAUAAACAACCAAUAUUAGGUAGCAGCACCGCAUGCGUAAUAGUUCUCAAUAAAGAGACGAGUAGCAUUUACGCGGCCAAUAUAGGAGACAGUGGCUUCGUAGUUGUACGAAGAGGAGAGGUGGUGCAUCGGUCAUCAGAGCAACAACAUUAUUUCAAUACUCCCUUCCAAUUGUCGCUGCCGCCUCCAGGACAUUCUAAUCUAGUACUUCGCGACAGUCCAGAAUCUGCCGACACUUCGAGUUUCGGAGUCGAGGAUGGCGAUGUAAUCCUUCUGGCAACCGAUGGGGUAUUCGAUAAUGUGCCUGACCAGUUGCUAGUCACUGAGAUGCGUAAGAUCGAAGGCGAGAGGGACCCAACGAAAAUACAGUGCGUCGCUAACACGAUAGCGUGGAUGGCGCGUCGUUUAGCGUUUGACGGCGCCUUCAUGUCUCCGUUUGCUCAAAAUGCCCGAGAGAACGGGAUAGAUGCAAUAGGUGGUAAACCAGACGAUAUCACGGUGCUCUUAGCAACAGUGGCGAUAUGAUAAAAUAAAAGAAACCAGUUGUACAAUAGAGCCCUGAUGAUCAUUGUAUUAUAGUCCAUGUCAUUGCGUAUAUGUAUUUAGUUAUACAUCAUUAUAUUAAUCCUAUUACGCUAAUCAUUAUUAUUUAAAUCGAAAUAAAUGGUUUUGUAAAAUCA
This is a messenger RNA of Monomorium pharaonis (pharaoh ant), 1449 nucleotides long. RefSeq names its product protein phosphatase PTC7 homolog. The coding region runs from base 356 to 1294 and encodes 312 amino acids. The transcript has 5 exons. The record is from RefSeq and is a predicted model, not a curated record. Lineage: Eukaryota; Metazoa; Arthropoda; Insecta; Hymenoptera; Formicidae.